UGGCACCGCUGGGGCUCCGGAGUGGUCGUGGCGCCCCGCCUCGUGGUGACCUGCCGGCAUGUGGCCCCCCGCGAGACGGCCAGAGUCCUGGUGCGCCCCACCACCCCCAAGAGUGCCAAGAUCUGGGGACACGUGGUGUUUGCCACUCAGGAGACAUCUCCAUAUGACAUAGCCGUGGUGAGCCUGGAGGAAGAACUAGAGGGUGUCCCCGUGCCGGUGCCCACUGAACAUUUCUACGAAGGUGAGGCUGUCAGCGUGGUGGGCUUCGGCGUUUUUGGCCAGGCUUGUGGGCCCUCGGUGACCUCGGGCAUCCUGUCAGCUGUGGUGCAGGUGGAUGACGCGCCGGUGAUGCUGCAGACCACAUGUGCUGUGCACGGCGGCUCCAGUGGGGGACCCCUCUUCUCUACCUGCUCAGGGGACCUCCUGGGGAUUGUCGCCAGCAAUACCCGGGACAAUAACACCGGGGCCACCUACCCGCACCUGAACUUCAGCAUUCCCAUCACGGUGCUCCAGCCGGCCCUGCAGCGGUACAGUCAGACGGGCGACAUGGGCGGCCUCCGGGCGCUGGACCACGCUGCUGAGCCAGUGAGGGUGGUAUGGCGGCUGCAGCGGCCCCUGGCAGAGGCCCCACGGAGCAAGCUCUGAGUCUGUGUCACCCUCGAGAGAAGAGCGACAUUUUAUGCCCUGGGAAGUGCUAAGGUGAUGGCAGCCUCGGGAUCCUGUCACGGCAACCCAGCUGGGCAGCUCCCCCAUCAGCACCUGCCGUGCUUGGCGCUGGAGUCUGGAUCAAAUUUCUCCUCAGCCCCAUGGGCCUCCAAGCCAGUAGCCCCUUUUGGGGUGCUCUCUCCAGCCUUCACCCCUCUCUGCUCCCUGGCAUAGACACAGCUCUGUUGUUCCCCAUCUGGGGGCCCAGCACAGCUGCACAGAGUCCUGGUCCUGACAGGUUGGCUGGAAGGCAGGCCCAGCCCUGGGUUCAAGUCUCCCCUGUCCCCCGAUGGCCACUGGCUCCUCUGCUCUCUGUCAGAAUUAGCAGCUGACAGAGCACUGGCACUUCCUCAGAAAACCUCGGCACAGAGGCUCUGCUCUGAAGACCGGAGAGAAGGAAAGCGAUGUCUAUCUCCCUGUUCUGCCAGACCUUUGGGGAGACAGAGUCCCUGAAAGUCAGGACUCCUGGGUCUUCAUAUGUCGUGUCCGUGACCCACAGGGGCACUCUGCCAUAGUGCCUUAGUUUUCCAGCCCAUACAAUGGGUCUCAGGGAUCUUGGGAGGUGGGGAGAGGAUUAUCAGGUGUCUGGUUGGGGUUUGGGAAUAAACAGGACCUAUGGAAGGAACUGUA
Myotis brandtii (Brandt's bat) is the source of this 1335-nucleotide messenger RNA. RefSeq names its product trypsin domain containing 1 (gene TYSND1). Gene Ontology annotation, cellular component: peroxisome. The transcript is spliced from 4 exons. The annotation marks the transcript as partial. Gene Ontology annotation, biological process: protein processing; regulation of fatty acid beta-oxidation. The record is from RefSeq and is a predicted model, not a curated record. NCBI's taxonomy places the organism in Eukaryota, Metazoa, Chordata, Mammalia, Chiroptera, Vespertilionidae. Gene Ontology annotation, molecular function: serine-type endopeptidase activity.